Molecule: messenger RNA, 3564 nt
Organism: Closterium sp. Naga37s-1
Lineage: Eukaryota; Viridiplantae; Streptophyta; Zygnematophyceae; Desmidiales; Closteriaceae
Source: the annotation of a GenBank genome assembly
AUGCUGGUCGUGGCCUGGGUUGUAGUGGCGGCUACAGCCGUCACAAGGGGAAUUGACGGGGGAGACUCCUUAGGCGGGGAUGGCUAUGGCGGCGGAAGGGCGGAAGGCGGGCGAAGGUUAUUAGCAGUCAACGGGGAGGAGAUUAAAGAGCGUGCUAAAGAGUUCCAUUCCCACAUUCCUUCCCCCGUUCCCUCCCUCUCCCCCCGCCUUCCCUCUGCCUUUUGCGCACUCGUCCCCGUCCCCCAGUCAUGGGCGCAGAUUUACGGGCUAGACUACGCCUCGUCGCUGCUUCCCCCGCCCUCCCCACUCCCCUUUCCGCCCGCCGUUCCCCCCGCGCCCCACCUGGAGGACUGCUCCGCGCGCACUGCCUGGCGCCGCGCCUCAGAGGCGCGCGGACCAGGGGGGGAGCCGCCCUUAUGGGCGCGGGGCCAGGGGGAAGGGGGAAGAAGCGUGGAACCGGUGCGUGGGGGUGCGGUGGGGGGGGCGGAAGGGGGAGGGGAGGGGUGCGGGGAGGGGCCUCUCCCGCCCUGGGUGAGGGGUGCUGACGUGGACAACCUUCCACUGACACGUGUCGCGCAGAGAGACAUUUGGGAGAGCCAGCGAAUAGGAGCGUCCUGUGAGGGGCGGCGCCUGCUACUGGCUCGCUGGUGGCCGGCUGAACGCCACGACUUGGGGUCUCAGGUGCAUCUGGCGGGGGCGUAUCUGAGCAUAGCUAUGGCUCACAAUCGCACCUUGGUGCCCUGGCCUGGACAAUUCGACCACGCCCUCCUCCCCGCCUGCCAAGUGGCUAAGAUAUUCCUCUCUCUCCCCCAAUAUUUCUCUCCCUCCCCCCUUCCCCUUUUCCCCCGUACCUCCCUCCUUUCCUCCCUCCUUCCCCUCCCUCUCUCCCUCCCUCCCUCUAUCCCUCUCUCCCUCCCUCCCUCCUUCCCUCCCUCCCUCUAUCCCUCUCCCCGUCCCUUCUCCCCAGACCUAGGCCAGCGGGGGUCAUGGGAGUGUUAUUUCUUCCCCGUCGCCUCGUCUGAUUGCACGCAACGAGCGCAGCAGGCCCUGGCAGCGGGUGCCGUGCCGCCCUGCGCCUCUCAGGGCCUCACAGCAGCAGCAGCGUCAGAUGCGCCCAUUGUGUGUGUGGAGCUGCAAGAGCUGGGAGAGCUGUUCAUGGAGCAAGGCAGCGAGGCAGGCAGACCCACUGGUGGCGAGCGCAGGCCACACGCUUCAUGCUGCGCUGGCCCUCCGCCCACCUCCCUCCCCCUCCGUCGCUCCUGUUUCCCCCCUCUCUCCCUUCCCUCAUUUCCCCAUCCCACCCACCUCUCAUCCAAUCAGACCCACUGGUGGCGUGCGCAGGCCACACGCUUCAUGCUGCGCUGGCCCUCCGCGCAUCUCUGCCACGUCAUCAACCAGCAGCGCCACGCUGCGUUCGGCAUGCUCGUGGCCAAUCAGCUCGCAGCGUUCAUCCCAACCCAAACCGCCUUCCUGCGUGGCCUCUCAGCCAGCAACGCCAUCACAGAGAGUCAAUACAUGCUGCUCUCCAGCAUGGACGAUUAUUCCUCCUCCCUCCCUCCCCCCACCUUCCCAAUCCCCUUCUCAGAUGCUUCUUCUUUUUCCUCCUCCUCCUCCUCUUCCUCUGCUUCAGCCCCCUCACCAUCUGUCUCCCCAACAGCACAACCACCACUGCCCACACCAGAGACAGCACCUGAGGUACCAGCAGCAGCAGCAGCAGCGGAGGUGCCACAGGGCGAGUCAUCACCCCCUCCCGUGCGCUCGCUGCACGGCUGCGUGUGGCCCCAGCGCGGCUUCCCCGCGCCCCCUUGCUCCGCUGCUAGCUGUGCCCCUGCUGCCGGCUGCAACACUGGUGAAAGCAGCAGCAGCAGAGAGGAAAGCAGGGAGGUGGGAGCGGAGGAAGCAUACAGGAUGGUGGGGGGGGAGGUGCGCAUGCCAGGGGGCAUGGUGAGUGUGCAUGUGCGGCAGACAGACAAGCGCAGUGAGAUGCAACUCGCCUCCUUCCACUCCCACAUGUUCCUCUUGCACAGACUCAAGCUGUCACGGCCCGAUCUUCAACAUGUGUGGCUCAACACAGAAGCACAGUCGGUGAUUGAUGCCACGUCUCUCUAUCCCGAUUGGACCUUCUUCUACUCCACUAACACCCGUCAAAGCGACAUCUCAGCACCACAGCAAGAACAACAAGGGGAAGAGGUCCUGUGGGCAUAUGAUAUGUCCCUCGCGGCGGCGCAGGGUGAGAACGGAGUCGCAACGGAGGUGCCCAAGGGCAUCGAGGUGGCGGCGGCGGCGGGCAAUCUGGACAAGUUUGAGGGGACGACGAUCGUGAGCCCGAGCACGGACAGCAUGCUGCUGGUGGACGUGAAAGCGGCCGGAUGGAACAAAAUGAAGUGCCACAAGGACCUGGGCAAACCCGGGGACGGCGCGUGCACGCCCGCCAACUGCAGCAAGGGCGGCAUCCCGGCGAAAUGGAAGACGUCGAAUCUGCUCAAGAACAAGCUCGGCGUGGAGAUGUACGUCAAGGGUAACCCGCUGACGCUCAAGAAGGCGUCCCCGCAGACGUGCUGCAACACGUGCGCUUCGUUCAAGAGCUGCACGUACUGGCAGUACAUCCCCGAUAUAACCAUCGACGGCAAGAAGACGGAGGGCGCGUGCUACCUGGUGCACGACAACAUCGACUACUCGUGCGGCGAGCUCACCGCGCAGUACGCCACGGACUCCAAGCCCAUCGCGCUGCAGGUGCGCACGGGCGGCGAGUGCAACCCCGCCGCGAACGUCGUCAACGACCCGCAUCUGGUGGGCGCGUUCGGGACGCACUUCGACUUCAACGGGCGGCCCGACAAGGCGUUCUGCCUGCUGACGGACCGCGACCUGCACGUGAACAUGCUGCUGCGCGGGUACUACUCGGACGACACGGAGAACGCGGCGCUCGUGGUGGACGGCAAGGCCGUGCACACGUGGAUCAAGGAGCUCGGGCUCGUGUGGUUCGCGGCCGGCGCGGAUCACAAGCUGCGCCUCGCGGCGCGCGGCGGCAAGCAGCAGGAGCGCGGCGACGGGUUCAUGAAGACGAUCGAGAUCGACGGCGAGGAGAUCCCGAGGAUGGCCGUCGGCGACGAGGUGAAAACUGAGGGCGGGUUGACGCUGCGACUCGCGGCGCUGGAGAAGGAGGGGCCGUAUGACGUGGACUACUACACGCUCGCGAUCGACGGGCUCGUGUCGCUCGACCUGCGUCUGCGCGUCGCCAACCCCAAGUUGCAGACGCCCAACGACGCCGAGGCGCACAUCAACGUGGGGAUUGUCGAGCUGGAGCACACCGACGACGUGCACGGCGUGCUCGGCCAGACGUACCGCCCAGACCACGCCGCGCGCGCCGCGGAUUUCCAGCGCCUGAUCGCGAAUCUGCACCGUCCGAUCUCGUCGGACAGCGAGGAGGGCGUGGGGUUCCUGGACGGCACGCCGCGGUCGUACGAGUCGAGCUCGGUGCUCUCCGUGGACUGCGCGCACACCGAGUACCACCGCGCCAAGCAGCUCAGCCCCGUCGAAGAGUUCCCCCGCGAGCCGCUUCACUAA